Acinonyx jubatus (cheetah) is the source of this 2515-nucleotide messenger RNA. It is a transcript of the gene SLC25A34, whose product is annotated as solute carrier family 25 member 34. The record is from RefSeq and is a predicted model, not a curated record. NCBI's taxonomy places the organism in Eukaryota, Metazoa, Chordata, Mammalia, Carnivora, Felidae. The transcript is spliced from 5 exons. The coding region runs from base 210 to 1166 and encodes 318 amino acids.
AGAGCCAGCAGGGGCGUGUCCCGGGCUCCAACAGCCCCAGCGGCGGAGCAGAGCAGGUGGACUCCCAGGAUAGACCAGGGGCCACCCGGCGGCCUGUCUGACCUGGACGUCUGCCCUCCAGACAUGGCCCCAGGCCCCCUUGAUCCCCAGCCGGGCGGCCCUGCGGGGGUGCAGACAGCGUAAGCUCCGCCACCCCAGGGCCUGUGCCCAUGUCCCUGCCCGGGGCGCAACGGGCCUCAGGAACAGAGGCCAGGGAGACGGUUGCCCCCGCUGUGGACCUGGUGCUAGGCGCCUCGGCCUGUUGCCUGGCCUGUGUCUUCACUAACCCUCUAGAGGUGGUGAAGACGCGGCUGCAGCUGCAGGGGGAGCUGCGGGCCCGGGGCACCUACCCGCGGCCCUACAGGGGCUUUUUUGCCUCGGUGGCCGCAGUGAUCCGUGCAGAUGGGCUGUGUGGCCUGCAGAAGGGGCUGGCCGCCGGCCUCCUUUACCAGGGCCUCAUGAAUGGCGUCCGCUUCUACUGCUACAGCCUGGCGUGCCAGGCUGGCCUCACCCAACAGCCUGGUGGCACCGUGGUCGCAGGCGCCGUGGCUGGGGCACUGGGAGCCUUCGUGGGGAGCCCUGCUUACUUGGUCAAAACACAGCUGCAGGCCCAGACGGUGGCCGCGAUGGCUGUGGGGCACCAGCACCAUCACCAGAGUGUUCUGGGGGCCUUGGAGACCAUCUGGCGGCAGCAAGGCCUGGCAGGACUAUGGCGGGGCGUGGGUGGGGCCGUGCCCAGGGUCAUGGUCGGCUCCGCGGCCCAGCUGGCCACCUUUGCCUCUGCCAAGGCCUGGGUGCAGAAACAACAGUGGCUCCCGGAGGACAGCUGGCUGGUGGCUUUGGCUGGAGGCAUGAUCAGUAGCGUCGCCGUGGCCGCAGUCAUGACCCCCUUCGACGUGGUCAGCACACGGCUAUACAAUCAGCCCGUGGACGGAACUGGCAAAGGCCAGCUGUAUGGUGGCCUCGCCGACUGCCUGGUGAAGAUCUGGCGGCAGGAGGGCCCCCUGGCACUCUACAAGGGUCUGGGCCCAGCCUACCUGCGCCUGGGCCCCCACACUAUCCUCAGCAUGCUCUUCUGGGAUGAGCUCCGGAAACUGGCUGGGCGGGGCCUGCACCAGGGCACCUAGGGGGCACCCCUCACCCCCAUUUCCCGACACAGCCUGGCACUCGGCAGGAAGCAAUGGCCCGCUCCAGCUGGGAAUGGCCGGCUCAGAGCAGACCACUGGCCUAGACCCUGCCACAGGUCGGAGGAGAGUGUGGACCGCGCUGGUCCCCCCCAGACCCACGGCCCCCCCUCAGGCCAGAGCAUUUGUUCUGGAUGGCCAGCCACUUUGCUGUCCAGCAAAUUCUCUUCCCCCUCUGUACUGGGCUACCUUAUCCCAGAGCCUUACUCAUUAUGAUAAUCGCUGCUCCGGGGCAUGGCCAUCACCUUGAGCUGGGUCGCUUACAAGCAUCAGCUUGCUUAGUCCUCAAACAGUGUGAGACGGUAAAACCCUCUUUUACCAAGAGGAAGCUAAGAACUCAGAAAAGGGAAGUGCUUUGACCAAAGCCACACAGCUCUGAAGUGGCAGAAAGAGGACUGGAAGUUAGCUCUGCCCGGCGCAGGCUGGUGUCCCUGGCAAGAGCCAGGACCAUGAGGGCUGGAGGGCCCCCGACAGUCACUGUGAGGCACCACGAGGCCAUAGUGGACCUCCGACAAGAUGGUUUAAACAACAGAUAUUGUCUCACAGCUUGGAGGCUGGAAGUCAGACAUCCAGGCCAUGAGCGGGGUUGGUUUCUUCUGAGGCCUCUCUCUCUCUCUCUCUCUCCUCUCUCUCCCCUCUCUCUCUCCCCGCUGGCAUGUGGACGGCCAUCUUCCCCCCGGGUCCUCACAUGGUCUUCCUUCUGUGUCUGUGUCCUAAUCUCUUCUUAUAAGGCCCCCAGUCCUGUUGGAUUAGCACCGACCCUAAUGUCCUCAUUUUAACUUAAUUACCUCUUUAGGGACCCCAUCUCCAAUUACAGUCACAUAUAGGGGGUUAGAACUUCAAUAUAUGAAUGUGGGUGGGGGGGACAUAAUGCAGCCUAUAACACCAACUAGAAGCUUUUACUGAGGGCUUCCUAGGUGCCCAGCACUGUGGGCAUCCAGACAAAUCCUCAUGACCGUUCUGAAAGGGGUCUCUGGACAUGCCCAUUCUUCAGAUGAGGAGGCUAAGGCCCAGGGUGGGGAGGGGAUUGGCUCAACGUGAGUAGCAGAGCUAGGUGUCCUCACCCUGGGCCCUUUCCCCAGGCUGCAGCCACACUCCUCCCAGUGAGUGUGUUCCUAAGGCCCACGCUGACCUUUGUGCUUCAGAGAAUGACACCGAGUCCCUGGAAGGGAUAGGACUGGCCCCAGCCCAAGCAGAGCCUAAACCACCUCCCCUGCCAUCCCCCAUGUCUGCUGUUCCCCGGGGGUACCCCACCACACACUCCAAACCAAUAAAGUUUUCUAUUUUGUUUA